CAUUGCAGGAGAUUGAGACAAACAAUUAUCAUUCUUAAACUGGCCUUGAAGUUCUUAGAAAUUGAUAACAGUAUUGAUGAUCACCCAGACAUAAAAUCAUGGACAGCACUUGUAUCCCGAGAUGUUUGCAGAUGAAGUGCAAGGUACUGUCUAUUCAGAAGAUGUUGCUGAUCUUGCUAUUGGUCUGUUAAUUGAUGUUCUUAGAGGAAUUUCUUCUGGACAUCGAUUCGUUCGUUCUGGGUUAUGGCCUACCAACAAAGAGUUCCCUCUGGGGUCUAAUAAGUUAAGCGGCAAGCGAGUAGGAAUUGUUGGGUUGGGAAGUAUUGGGUCCGAAGUAGCCAAGAGACUUGUGGCAUUUAACUGCAUUAUCUCGUACACCUCAAGGAAUAAGAAGCCGUCAGUUCCAUUCUCUUACUAUUCCAAUGUUGUUGAUCUUGCAUCUAAUAACGAUAUUCUCAUCUUAACUUGUGAUCUCAACAAAGAGACCUUUCAUAUCGUUAAUAAGGAUAUUGUCAUCUUAACUUGUGAUCUCAACAAAGAGACCUUUCAUAUCGUUAAUAACGAUAUUCUCAUCUUAACUUAUGAUCUCAACAAAGAGACCUUUCAUAUCGUUAAAUAAGGAUGUUAUGUCAGCAUUGGGAAAGAAAGGAAUCAUCAUAAAUGUGGGAAGAGGAGCCUUAGUUGACGAGAAGGAAAUGGUGCGGUGUUUAUUGGAAGGAGAUAUUGGUGGUGCUGGGUUAGACGUAUUUGAAAAAGAACCCCACGUCCCGAAAGAACUCUUUGAAUUGGACAAUGUUGUAUUGGCUGCACACAUUGGUUGGAAAACUGAAGAAUCAACUUCAGCUCUUCAUGAAUUGGUAAUAUCCAAUUUGGAAGCUUUCUUUUCAAACAAGCCUUUACUUUCUUUAGUUAAGUAUGAUUGAAAUGGCGAGAUCCAUUUUACUUCCAGGUUCCGAUUAUCAUGUUCAAGUUGAAGCAUUUAAACUAUGUUCUUGGCUCACUAGAC
Molecule: messenger RNA, 1006 nt
Organism: Papaver somniferum (opium poppy)
Lineage: Eukaryota; Viridiplantae; Streptophyta; Magnoliopsida; Ranunculales; Papaveraceae
Product: glyoxylate/hydroxypyruvate reductase HPR3-like
Exons: 3
Coding region: 122-619 (165 amino acids)
Cellular component (GO): cytosol
Molecular function (GO): NAD binding; hydroxypyruvate reductase [NAD(P)H] activity; glyoxylate reductase (NADPH) activity
Source: RefSeq, a predicted model, not a curated record